Juglans microcarpa x Juglans regia is the source of this 1655-nucleotide messenger RNA. RefSeq lists its product as uncharacterized. The coding region runs from base 402 to 821 and encodes 139 amino acids. The transcript is spliced from 2 exons. Lineage: Eukaryota; Viridiplantae; Streptophyta; Magnoliopsida; Fagales; Juglandaceae. The record is from RefSeq and is a predicted model, not a curated record.
CUCUCUCUCCCACCCCGCACCCCCCGUCGCCUGCAAGCCCCAUCUCUCUCUCUCUGACUUCCUUGAAGUUGCGUCUUCGUAAAACUUUCCACUAGUUAUCAAAACCCCAAAUUCUUUUGGUAAACCCGAUGUUCUCCAUUUUUCUUCAUCUAUUUUUUUGAGGUACUAUGAUUUGUUUGAUGAUACAUUUGGUGGGUAAGAUGUAUUUAUUUGGGUUUUGUUUUGUUUUUUUUUGAUCCUGGAACUGAUCCAAGUACUCUUGCAAGAAGUUGGAGGAAUUUGAAGAAGAGGAUGAGGAGGAAGAAGUGGAUGAAGAAGUUGCCCUUGGUUAUUUAUGAGUUCCAUUGGGUCAAAUGGGUUGUCAUGUUGUUUCUCUUCCUCUUCGGCUUCAGUAAUGGAGGAUGAUUGUAAUGAUGUGUCCGGUUCAUUGUUUUGAUCAAGUUCAGCUUUACUAUGAUCAAUCUGAGAAGUUUAAUGCUGUUUUUGCUCUUGUUCUGGUUGCUGUUGCAAUUGUUGUUAGGGUUGGGUUCUUCAGUGGCGGUAAAGAUUGGCUUGUGGGUGUAGGGGGCCAUCUCGGUAGAGCCCAGGCCUCAAGAGUUACGGGAAUCCCAGGCUCCCGACUGCGGAGUCCAUUCUCCCUCCUUGUUGCUGGUGGUGUAGGAUUAGCGAAUGUGGCACUGCUCGAGCUGCAAAACACGACCUCAACAAUAGCGUCGUCUAUAGGAUCUUUUUCCAUAAACAACAUGUACUUCGCAUGCCGACAGCAACAUAGUCCCAGACCACACAGGGAGAAGAACUCUAGGGCGAAGACAUGGAGGUGAGACUCGCAAGCAUGGAAGAGAUGAUAAGGAAGCUAAUGAAGGAGAUAGGGGCGCUCCGCCAAGAAAAUGCAGCACUCAAGCGGACCAAUGAGGAGUAGGUGGGAGGAGGGGAACCGAGUAGAACUGGGCUUGUGGAUUCACAGCGGAUCCCUGUGAACCCCACGGCAGAGGAGGAGAGAUGCAAGAUGCACCUCGUCAGUACCGACUUGCCAUACACCCUGGGAGUCAUGGUGGUGCCUCUUUCACCCAAAUUUAAAAUCCCUCAGAUUGAGGUGUACGAUGGGACGGAAGAUUCGUUGAAACAUUUGGAGACGUUCAAGGCUCACAUGACCUUGCACAAUUUUCCAGGUGAAAUCGUCUGUAAGGCCUUUCCUCUGACGUUGAAAGGACCCGCCCGGGCCUGGUUCAAAUCUCUAUCACCCUAGACAGUAGAUAGCUUCAACGAACGGGCUCGCCUAUUCAUGACACGGUUCAUGGCAAGUUGAAAGAGGAGGCGCUCGGUCGCCUACCUCCUCACGGUUAAACAACGGGACGGAGAGAGCAUGAAGUCGUAUCUCUCCCUGUUCAAUCAAGAGGACAUGACCAUGGACAACCGAGAUGAAAAAAUUACCUUGGCAGCCGUCCUAGGUGGGACCUGGCCUAGGAACCCGUUCAUGGCCGAAGUAGCACGAAGAACUCCAACCACACUGAGGGCGUUCAUGGAUUAGACAGACGGAUUCAUCAACGUCGAGGACACCCUCGAAGCCCUAACAACUCUGCGACGAAUAGAGAUGGAAGAAACGGAUCGGAAGACGGCUAGGCAAAAGGGUAGUCAUAGCCGCGAAGGAGCUAGUG